CCUGCGCAAUCUUUUCAUUGCUCAGCCCCAAAAGUUGCCCACUGGAGAUUUUUUUUCUCUCUCUCAAAUGUCACGACGACGUGACGGCUCGCGCUGUUGCACAACGCGCAUCUGAUCUAAGGUCCAAGGUAUCACGGGCGGUUCGGUGCCCUGGGCUCUCUGUCGUUCGGCUGCAGAGGUGGCGACUGGUUUUGUUUGUCUGGAAGAAGAACCGCUUAGACUCACAGAUCUGAGACCAUGGGAGAGUGGGGUUUUCUGUCGUCGCUGCUGGACAAGGUCCAGUCGCACUCCACCGUCAUCGGGAAGGUCUGGCUCAGUGUGCUUUUCAUCUUCAGGAUCAUGAUCCUCGGAGCCGGAGCAGAGAAGGUUUGGAGUGACGAACAGUCCAGUAUGAUUUGCAACACCAAACAGCCCGGCUGUAAGAACGUCUGCUACGACCACGCCUUCCCCAUCUCGCACAUUCGAUUCUGGGUCCUGCAGAUCAUCUUUGUGUCGUCGCCGACGCUCAUCUACCUGGGCCACGUCCUCCACGUCAUCCACAAGGAGAACAAGCUGAGGGCGUACAUGCAGAGCCACUCGAGUGAAAUCGUCAAGAAGGCCAAGUACUCGGACGAGAAGGGCCACAUCCAGAUCAAGGGCAACCUGCUGGGAACCUACAUGACCUCCAUUCUUUUCAGGAUCGUCCUGGAGGUGGCGUUCAUCGUGGGGCAGUACUAUCUGUACGGGUUCGUCAUGGACCCGAGGAUCGUGUGCUCGCGGGCCCCGUGUCCCUUCACUGUCGAGUGCUACAUGUCUCGGCCCACCGAGAAGACCAUCUUCAUCAUCUUCAUGCUGGUGGUGUCCUGCGUCUCCCUGGCGUUCAACGUGGCGGAGAUGUUCUACCUGGCGUGCGCCCGCUCGUCCAGGCGGAGGGCGAAAACGGUGCCCGCGGCCGCCUUCGCCAUGCAACCGCGCUUCAACGGCGACAGUCUGAUGAAGAACGAGAAGCUGAGCAUCCAUGACGCCAGUUACAGCACCGCUUGAGGACACACAGCGUUUUUUGCGCAACCAUGGUGCAAAAUGCAAACGGUCACGUAGCUGCCAAAUGAGCAAAGAGGGCAAAUAAAAAUAGGGAUAAAUCCAAAAUAGAGCAUGGCAAGAUUACACUAAGAGUUAUUUAUUUCCUGAAAUUCCUGAAUUUACCAAUGGGUUUGUUGUGUUGUGUCCCAGUUUUGAAUACUGUCGCCCCCCAAGUAGGAGAUUGGUAAUUGAAUUACAGUUGUCUGACCUGUGACUAAAUGAGCUGGAUGUCAGAGGCACCGGAUCCUAUAACUUGCUUUACUGCCGACACCUUCGACUCUGUACCAGUUCGCAUCGGCUAUAGGCCAUUGUGCAGCGAACUGUGUCUUCUAAAGAAAUGUUAUAAGGCUCUUUUAAAAAGCUUUUUUCGUUUCAAAAUUGCAAAAAAAAAAUUCAGGGAUUGUUUUUUGAAAGUGUAAAUAUUUGAACUUGAAAUGAUUUGUUUGUUCUUUCAAGUUUUGUAUUUUAAUAUCACUGUAUGCACCUUGUAUUUGUAACUGAUUGAUGAGUUCAUUAAAGCACUGUGUCGCAUA
Molecule: messenger RNA, 1592 nt
Organism: Scophthalmus maximus (turbot)
Lineage: Eukaryota; Metazoa; Chordata; Actinopteri; Pleuronectiformes; Scophthalmidae
Product: gap junction Cx32.2 protein
Exons: 3
Coding region: 238-1023 (261 amino acids)
Biological process (GO): cell communication
Cellular component (GO): connexin complex
Source: RefSeq, a predicted model, not a curated record